GUUGAAUGAGGGGCUAUACGUGCAGGCAGGGAGCUUACGAUCAGUUAUCGUCGUGUUGUCGUCGCGGAGCGGAGUAGCUCAAUGACAAAAGGACUGCUCGCGUAGUGAUUCGUCGUUUAGUCGCAAUUGUGCCGUUCUUUCCGACGCGUCGUUAUUCCCUUGAAAAGUACUCGUCUCCCUCUGUUUCGUCCGCGGGAGUGAUUUUGGCCCGCGCGCCACCUCGCGAUUUUUUUCUCAAUAUUAAUUGCGCUCCACGCAGGUGCGAUCUUGAGUUUUUUCCCUGGGACCGGGCCGACCGGAACCUCCUUCACAAUGACGGAGCUUAAUAAGCUUCUGUUAUCCGUCGGGGCCGUGCUACUCGGAGGUUUCCUAUUCACCGGAAAUCGACGAAGAAUGCUUUAUAUACUCUACAAAACUCUACCAAGGGAUAUUCUAGGUUCGUUCAGGUUUUUGCGGGUUAACAUUCUGCUCUGGUGGUGGGAAUCUCGGGGGUUCACCGUCGCCGAGGUUUUCGCGCGGCUCGCUGCCGCGCAUCCUGACCACGCCGCAUUCGUUUUCGAAGACAAGGAAUGGACUUACCAACAGCUCGAGGAGUUCAGCAACCGGGUGGCGCGGUUUUUCCGUUCCAGACAGGGACUGGCCCGUGGUGAUAGCAUCGCUUUGAUAAUGGACAGCCGACCCGAGUACGUAGGUUUCUGGCUUGGACUGAGCAAAGUGGGCCUCGUUGCUGCCCUCGUCAACACGAAUCUGCGUCACGAGGUCCUUAUCCACAGCAUCCGGGCAGCUGACUGUAAGGCAGUGAUCUUUGGCUCGGAGCUUGCGGACGCCGUCAAUGAGGUCAAGGAUGGGAUUUCCGGGCUGACGCUUUAUCGGUGGCCUGAUGUUCCUACUUCGGUGCGGACGUCAUUGCCGGCGUCGAUCGAUCUUAGUAUCGAAUUUUCUAAAAUAUCAGGCGACAAGCUCUCCGCUGAUGGUACGCAGGUGAAAUGUAGUCCCCGGGACAAGCUGAUAUAUAUUUACACCUCGGGAACAACUGGAAUGCCAAAAGCCGCUGUUAUCACGAACCUCAGGUACAUGUUGAUGUCCUGUGGCGUCCAUUCGAUGCUUGGACUUCGGACGACUGAUCGCAUUUACGACGCGCUUCCACUUUACCAUACCGCUGGUGGUAUUGUCGGUGCGGGUCAGGCGCUUUUGCGUGGAAUCACUGUCGUUCUUCGCCGUCGUUUCAGCGCUUCCAAAUUCUGGCCUGACUGUGUGCACUACGAGUGCACGGUUGAGCUUCGAUAUAAAAAUACUAACGAUUUUUCACGGCGUUCUCGAAGAGAUUGGCUCAUGUUUGUUGCGGUUUUAUCGCUACAGGUGGCACAGUAUAUAGGAGAAAUAUGCCGCUAUCUUCUGGCCAUUCCUCCGAGUUCUACGGAUACUUCCCAUUCGGUACGGCUCAUGUUUGGCAACGGACUUAAGGCCCAAAUAUGGGGGCCCUUUGUAGAGAGAUUUCGCGUCAAACAGAUAGGAGAGUUUUACGGCGCCACAGAAGGAAACUCGAAUCUUGUCAAUAUUGACAGCCGCGUCGGUUCCGUGGGUUUCGUGCCCAGGUACGCUGGAGCACUUUAUCCCGUUGCGUUGCUUCGAGUGGAUGAGGAAACUGGCGAACCUCUGCGCGGUCCCGACGGCUUCUGCAUCCCCUGUCAGCCAGGCGAGGCUGGGGUCUUCGUCGGUAAGAUAAACCCGAAGAAGGCGGUGAAUGACUUCAGUGGUUACGUUGACAAGAAAGCUUCCGAGAAGAAGAUCAUUCUUGAUGUAUUUAAGAAGGGUGAUCGAGUAUUCAAUUCUGGUGAUAUUUUGGUGAUGGAUGACUUUGGGUAUUUCUACUUCAAAGACAGAACUGGAGAUACUUUUAGAUGGCGCGGAGAAAACGUCGCGACUUCGGAGGUCGAGGCCGUCAUCAGUAACGUAGUUGGUCUUAGGGACGCCGCCGUCUACGGAGUCGAGGUACCUGGGACCGAGGGUAAAGCUGGAAUGGCCGCUAUCUAUGACCCCGAGCGCUCGCUGAACCUUAACAAGUUUGCGGAAGCUGUGAAACACGCCUUGCCAGCCUAUGCACGACCCCUCUUCAUCCGCAUUCUAACCGAGUUUUCAAUAACGGGGACUUUCAAGAUAAAGAAGCGGGACUUGCAGCUCGAGGCUUUCGAUGUUAAAAAGAUCAACGAUCCUGUAUACUUUUUGGACAAAACUGGAUUCUACGUUAGACUCACAGAGCAGCUUUACACCGACAUCGUGGAGCAAAGAGUUCGAUUAUAGGUAGGAUAUCUUCGACUCUUUCAAUCAAGGACAUAUCAGUCAACGGCCAUUUUUCGCUGCAUGAAUACAAGUAAAAACUUACCAGUUAUACUUUCUCGAGUUUUUGUUAUGUACUGGUAUUAUAGUGUCACUCGCCUGCCCCUGGUGGCAACCAAAUAGUGUUCAGUAGGGAAUUCUUGAAUCGAGUACUAGUGGAUUAAAUUGAAUUUCUUUUGAUUCAAGGCCUUACCGAACAAAUUCAUGUCUUCAGCCAAGAGUGGCAUUUGGCACGAAGCUUGAGAAUGUACACGAGCCAUUUUCCUACGUCAACACUGUUUCAUAUCAUUUAGUCCGUACUUUGCAUACUACUCAGUAUGCGUAUACAAUACAUUAGUACCAUUGUGGCGUUCACGUCACGCUACACGUUCCAUUUGUAUUUUCUAUUUUAUAUGUAUAUAUUUGACGUGUUCAAUAUAAAACCUCGCACGUUACGUUGUCGUUCUUGUAGGUUAGAUAGGUCAAGUAAUGCUAAGUUAGGUUGGCUUUGGACAGACUCAACUUCGGUCACAUUCCGUCUUCGGCGGUUGUGUUAGCCGUCUUGUGUCUUUGUCAAGCUUGCGGAUUGUUGACUGGCUCUGUCGUUCUCCUGCUAGACUUUCGUUCUGUCUGGUAGCGCAGAUUAUUUCAUUACAGUAAAGAUGGUGCCAAGUUUUCUCGGGAGUAGCGGGCUCCUUUUUAGAUCAUCUUGUAUGUAGACUUCUACUCUAACAUAAUUAUUAUAGUAAAGCUAUCAUUCGUAGGUAGUUAGAGUAUUCAGGCUGAAACAUUAUCCAGUCUGGAGGAACUGUUAAUUCACGCAUUUUGAUAACUUCUCCUGGUCAGCUUGCUUGGAAAUAAUUUUAUACAAACACGUAUAAAAUAAAGAACAAUAUGUCUGAUUCUUGUCGCACGUUGUUGGAUUAUAUACCGUACCAUAUACCUAUGUAAUUAUAUUGUAAUAUAGAUUAUGAUAGUAUACAUACAUCUGUUGUAUAUCUGUACAAGCAAAGAUUUAAGUUAUUCCUAUAAUUGUUUAAAAUCUCAUGUUGCAUUCUGUUUGUAGUGAAUAAAAUGUUUUGAAAUUUCAAAA
This is a messenger RNA of Neodiprion fabricii, 3409 nucleotides long. RefSeq names its product long-chain fatty acid transport protein 4-like (gene Fatp3). The record is from RefSeq and is a predicted model, not a curated record. The transcript has 13 exons. Bases 313 to 2301 code for a protein of 662 amino acids. NCBI's taxonomy places the organism in Eukaryota, Metazoa, Arthropoda, Insecta, Hymenoptera, Diprionidae. Gene Ontology annotation, molecular function: long-chain fatty acid-CoA ligase activity; long-chain fatty acid transmembrane transporter activity. Gene Ontology annotation, cellular component: endoplasmic reticulum. Gene Ontology annotation, biological process: triglyceride homeostasis.